Manis pentadactyla (Chinese pangolin) is the source of this 3434-nucleotide messenger RNA. RefSeq names its product zinc finger SWIM-type containing 9 (gene ZSWIM9). Bases 159 to 2927 code for a protein of 922 amino acids. The transcript has 4 exons. The record is from RefSeq and is a predicted model, not a curated record. Lineage: Eukaryota; Metazoa; Chordata; Mammalia; Pholidota; Manidae. Gene Ontology annotation, molecular function: zinc ion binding.
GGGAAAGAGUGAGAUUCGAUAGAAGCCGCUGCGCGAGGCACGGCGGGAAGAGAGGCGGGGGUCCGCGCACGGCAUUCCGGGAACAAGGGCCUGGCCAGGACUCGGCGCGGGGCAUUGUGGGAGGUGGACGCCGCUCCGGGGCGGGUAGGCGCCCCAGCAUGGAGCCCCCACCCAGCACGGGCACGGCGGCGGGGCAGGAGGAGCAGGAGCUGCGGGAACGGGCCUUCUUCUCCUGGGCCGAGUUCAGCCGCUUCUUCGACGCGUGGUGCCAGCAGCGGCUAGCGCUCUUCUUCGUCAAGAGCUCCAUGCACCUGGCGCGCUGCCGCUGGGCCAGCGCACCCCCGCUCUACACACUCAUCGACGUGCUCAAGUACAGCUACGUGCGGCUCGUGUGCAAGGACGUGCGCGCGCCCAGCCGGCCUGCCGUGGGGCCCCCCCAGCCCGGCUGCCCGGCCUUCAUCAUCGUCAAGCUGAGCCCGCUGCGGGACCGCCUCGUGGUGACGGAGUGCCAGCUGACCCACUCGCACCCCGCCUGCCCGCUGGAGUUCGCCUACUACUUCCGCCCGGGCCACCUGCUAGCCAACGCCUGCCUGCCCGUGCGCACCACCAACAAGAUCUCCAAGCAGUUUGUGGCCCCGGCUGACGUGCGCCGCCUGCUCUCCUACUGCAAGGGCCGCGACCACGGCGUCCUGGACGCCCUGCACGUGCUCGAGGGGCUCUUCCGCACCGACCCCGAGGCCAAGGUGAAGCUGGUGUUCGUGGAGGACCAGGCGGUGGUGGAGACCGUGUUCUUCCUGACAUCGCGCACCCGGGCGCUGCUGCGGCGCUUCCCGCGCAUGCUCCUGGUGGACCGGCUGCCCGGGCUGCAGGGCGCGCUGGACCUGCUGGCGGUGCUGUGCGUGGACGGCGCAGGCCGCGCGCGCCAGGCCGCCUGCUGCGUGGCGCGCCCGGGCACGCCGAGCCUGCUGCGCUUCGCGCUGGCUUCGCUGCUGCAGAGCGCGCCCGACGUCAAGGGCCGCGUGCGCUGCCUGACCGCCGGGCCCGAGGUGGCCGCGCAGCUGCCCGCCGUGCGCCAGCUGCUGCCGGGCGCGCGCGUGCAGAUCUGCCGCGCGCAGGGCCUCGAGACGCUCUUCAGCAAGGCACAGGAGCUGGGCGGUGUCGGCCGCGAGGACCCCGGGCUGUGGCCGCGCCUGUGCCGCCUGGCCGGCGCGUCCUCCCCCGCCGCCUACGCCGAGGCCCUGGCCGAGCUGCGCGCCCACGGCCCAGCCGCCUUCGUCGACUACUUCGAGCGCAACUGGGCGCCGCGCCGCGACAUGUGGGUGCGCUUCCGCGCCUUCGAGGCGGCCCGCGACCUGGACGCGUGCGCCCUGGUGCGUGGCCACCGCCGGCGUCUGCUGCGGCGCCUGAGCCCCUCGCGCAGCGUUGCUCAGUGCCUUCGAGACCUCGUGGCCAUGCAAUGGGCUGAUGCGGCCGGGGAGGCGGUGCCCGACGUCCCCGACGGCGGAGGACCUUGGCUAGAGGGGGAGCCAAAAAGGGGAGGGCAGGUGGAGAACGAGAGGGUGAAGGGCCUGGAGAGCGGGGACUGGGGUGGAGUCCCAAAAGAAGGAAGUAUGUGGAGAGGCAGCCAGCUGGGGAAAGAGUGGGUCAGAGGACUGGAGACCAGAGACCGGGAAGGGGCGCAGUUAGAAAGGGAGAGGGAGAGACGCCUGCAAAUCCGAGACUGGAGAGGGGUUCAUCUGCAGAACCAGAAGGUAAGAGGGCUGGAAGGGAGUGUCCGGAGAGGGUCCCAGUUGGAGAAGGAAUACUUGAGGGGGCCAGAGAUCAGGGACUGGAGGGGGUCCCCACUGGAAGGUGAGAAAGAUUGGGGGCUGGAAGGUUGUGUUUGGAGAGGAGGCCGGCUGGAGGACCAGGGGCAGAGAGGAUGGGAGGGGUAUGCCUGGAGGAUGACCCAGUUGGAGGAUGGAAGGAUUAGGGUGCUGGAGGCCACAGACCGGAGGGGGCUCCCGUUUGACUGUGAGAGGGCCAAGAGUCUUGAAGGGGGCCCUUGGACGGGGGGGUCGUUGCACGAUGAAAGGGCAAGUGGACUGAAAUCCAGAGAUUGGAAGGGGCCUCAGUUGGAAGCCGAAAAGGGAAGGGGACUCGAGGCGAGAAACUGGCGGGUGGUACAUUUGGAGAGGCCCCCAGAGUUGGUCCCUGAGAACGGAGACCAAAGGGGGCCCCAGUGGAGAGAUGAGAGGCAGAGAGGGUCAGAGAUUAGGGAAGAGAGAGGAGUGAGGUUGGGGGUGAAGAGAAGGGACCUGGAGGAUGUAAUCCUGGUCCAGCUGGGGGACACGAGGGUGACAGGCCUGGAGAAUGGAGGGGGAGGCGCAGCCCGUUCUGCGGGCUCCAAGAGCAGAGGCGGGCAAGGGGUGGAGUGUGGGGACCCAGGAGUUAGGUGUGUAGAGCCCGGGAAUGGAGUCAUGUGCAGCACCCCCAUGGGGACUGGGCUUGAGGGUGACCCCGAGUGGGCAGUGGCGAGGAGAGCGUACCUGGCUGUGGGGGAGAGCCUGCAGGAAGGAGGAGGAGACGGCCUAAGGGAACCCGAGAGGCCUUGCUGCUCGCCCGGAGAGGAGGGGCUGGACUGGGAGCCCCUGUCCAAGUUCCGAGCAGCGUGCGGGCCAGAGCUGGCAGACCUGGUGGCCGAGGAGCUGGCCUUUGCCAGGCAGCACGGGACACGGGGCUUCCACUGGACUGGAGCUGGCUUUGCCCUUAAGGACGGCACCUCGGACUUCUUCCUGGACGGAGCCCUGACGCGCUGCAGCUGCUCCAUCCACGCGGCCCGACGUCUGCCCUGCCGGCACCUCUUCGCAGCGCGCCUCCUCACCGGGGCGGCCUUAUUCCACAUGGACCUGCUCAGGGAUUGCUGGGGGAGAGCCCCAGAGCCCUGACCCUUCGGGUCCCCGCCCAUCACCCUCCGCUGAGAGAGUGGGAGGGCCUUCUUUGAUCCCAAAGAUAACAGGGCUGAGGCCAAGGAGGCCACCCCGGUCCCUCGGGCCGCCUCCUGGGUCGUACAGAGACCUCAUCUGGGCAGUUUGCCUCUCUGGGCCCAAGGGGAAGCCAGCGGUGGUCUCAAGGCCUGGAGCCACAGCAGUGGAUGGUUUUGGUGGCCAGGGUGGAUGCUGAGGGCUUCCCUCGGAGAGGACGUGUGUGAUGAGAGGGGCAGACCGGGUCAGGCAGGGCCAGAAGGAAGGAGGGGGAGGGCAAGACGCAGGACGUGGGGGGAGCCAGGCAGGAGCAGAACGGGUGGUCCAGGGAGUGCGGGGGCAAAGGGAGAAACAAGGGAGAAAGUCAAGGGUAAAUGAAGGGGAGGCAAAGGGAGGAGAGGGGGCAGGGGCCAGAAAUGGAGGCAAGGACAGGAGAAGGCGAAGGAAUGGAGGGGAACAGGGAAAAGCAGG